Messenger RNA from Daphnia carinata, 5129 nucleotides. RefSeq names its product lysine-specific demethylase 5-like (gene Kdm5). Bases 232 to 4938 code for a protein of 1568 amino acids. Gene Ontology annotation, biological process: chromatin remodeling. NCBI's taxonomy places the organism in Eukaryota, Metazoa, Arthropoda, Branchiopoda, Diplostraca, Daphniidae. Gene Ontology annotation, cellular component: nucleus. Gene Ontology annotation, molecular function: histone demethylase activity; DNA binding. The record is from RefSeq and is a predicted model, not a curated record. The transcript is spliced from 23 exons.
AUGCAGUGCUUCGGGCGUCUCUCCGACAGAGUGACAAAAAACGAAAAGAAGUACUACUCAAAUCAUAGUACUACGGUUCUCUUUCCUAUAGUUGCGUGGUCUACGUGUUUGGAAGCGUUAACGCUAAUCUUCUUCCUGUGCACAAUUGCAUUGACGAAAUGCCCAUUAUUUAAUCAUCGUUAAGACUUUCGUAGAUUCGACAACUGCUUUUUCCCGUUUACAGUGACGAAAAUGUCAGCCGAAUUUGAGUUCCGUCCUCCGCCAGCUGCACCGACAUACCAUCCAUCAGUACAAGAGUUUCAGGAUCCUUUGGCGUAUAUAGCGAAAAUUCGACCGGAAGCUGAAAAAUAUGGAAUAUGCAAAGUUAAGCCACCACCGGGUUGGCAGCCUCCAUUUGCAGUUGAUGUUGAUAAUUGCAAAUUUACACCCAGAAUCCAGAGACUUAAUGAGUUGGAGGCCCAUACAAGAAUCAAAUUGAAUUUCUUGGACAAAAUUGCAAGAUUCUGGGAAUUACAGGGCUCUUCCUUAAGAAUUCCUGUUGUUGAUAAGAAAGCGCUGGACUUGUAUAGCCUUCACAAGCUUGUUCAAGAAGAAGGUGGGAUGGAAUUGAUCACAAAGGAAAGAAGGUGGACUACUCUGGCCACCAAAAUGGGGCUGAAAACUGCCAAUAACAAGGGCAUUGGUGGCAUUCUUCGAACCCAUUACGAGAGAGUCGUUCAUCCUUAUGUAACUUUUCAAACUGGGAAAAAUACGAAAAAGGUGAACAUCGGGAAAAUUAAAGUCGAAGACGUAGAUAAGGAUAAAGACUACGUUCCUCAUCACAUCCAAUCGAGAAUGGCAGUCAAACCUCCUCCACCUACUAAGAAAUCCCGACGCAAUCGCCAUUUUACCCCUACGGAUAAAGAAGGAGUCGAAACGACCGAUCGAAUUACUCGUGGACAAGUGGACAAAAUCGCCGAAUUCGAUCCGCUAGAGAAAUAUGUUUGUCAUAAUUGUGGCCGAGGCGAUGCGGAAGAAGCGAUGCUGCUCUGCGAUGGUUGCGAUGACAGCUACCAUACGUUUUGCCUGAACCCACCCUUGAAUGAGAUCCCAAAAGGAGAUUGGCGAUGUCCGUGUUGUGUAGCAGAGGAAGUCAGUAAACCAACGGAAGCAUUUGGUUUUGAACAGGCUACCAAAGAAUACACACUUCAGACGUUCGGUGAGAUGGCUGAUCAAUUCAAAGCUGACUACUUCAACAUGCCCGGCCACUUGGUUCCGACGUCAGUAGUGGAAAAAGAAUUUUGGAGAAUCGUUUCCUCAAUUGAUGAGGAUGUUGUUGUCGAGUACGGGGCUGACUUGCACUCCAUGGACCAUGGAUCAGGCUUUCCAACCCUCAAUUCACGGCAUCUUCUAUCUGGUGACGAAGAAUAUGCCACUUCUGGCUGGAAUCUUAACAAUUUGCCAAACGCUGAAGGUUCAGUGCUUGGUUUUAUUAAUGCUGAUAUUUCCGGAAUGAAGGUUCCCUGGAUGUAUGUUGGAAUGUGUUUUUCGGCAUUUUGCUGGCACAAUGAGGAUCAUUGGAGUUACUCGAUUAAUUAUCUGCACUGGGGUGAGCCUAAAACUUGGUACGGUGUCCCUGGAGAUGGGGCUGUGUCAUUUGAAGAAGCCAUGAAAAGUGCAGCCCCUGAAUUGUUUAAAAGUCAACCUGAUCUUCUCCAUCAAUUGGUUACAAUUAUGAAUCCCAACAUUUUAAUGGACGCUGGUGUCCCUAUAUUCCGUACUGACCAGGCGGCGGGCGAGUUUGUUAUAACAUUUCCCCGUGCCUAUCACGCCGGAUUCAAUCAAGGAUACAACUUUGCCGAAGCCGUUAACUUUACACCAUCCGAUUGGCUGGACAAGGGACGAGAUUGCGUCGAAAACUACUCACAACUCCAUCGCUUUUGUGUAUUUUCUCACGAUGAAUUGGUGUGCAAAAUCGCGUCUUCAGCAUCAGAACUGAAUCUCGAAAUCGCCACCGUUGCCUAUAAGGAUAUGUUGAAAAUGGUCGAGAGUGAACAAGAAUUACGUAAAAAGCUACUGGCCUGGGGUGUCAAAGAUUCGGAGAGGGAAGCAUUCGAACUCUUACCAGAUGACGAGCGUCAAUGCGAUCAUUGUAAAACAACAUGCUUUUUGUCGGCUUUGACAUGUAGCUGUGUGGAGGACAAACUCGUUUGUCUUAGACACAUAAAGCUUCUCUGUGAAUGCCCACCUGAGAAGCACACGCUUCGCUACCGGUAUACGAUGGAAGAAUUACAAGGUCUGCUCCUGAAAAUCCAAGGAAAAGUUGAAACUUUUAAUAGCUGGGCGGCUAAACUACGAGAAGCUUUGAAAAAACAAGGAGAUGAAAGAAUUGAAUUAGCGGCCCUAAAAGCUCUCCUGCAGGAAGCGGAAGAACAGAAAUUCCCUGGUACAGAAUUGGUGCUAUCACUUCGAGAAGCAGUGGACACCGCAGAAAAAUGCACUUUGGUGGCACAGCAGCUAAUGAGCAGUAAAGUAAGAACUCGUACUCGCCUUCAAGGAGAAGCAAAGUGUCGCUUAACUCUGGAAGAGUUACAGUUGUUUGUACAACAACUUCAAAAACUUCCUUGCAAGCUACCCGAAUCUGAGGCCAUUUAUGAACUUUUCAAAAAUGUUACUGAAUUUCAAAAGGAAGCUAGACUGCUUCUCGAGCCUCUCGUCGAUACUCAAUCCAUCCCAGAACUCGAAGUUCUUCAAAGAUGUCUGGAGAGGGGAGCUACUUUGGGAAUAGAACUCCCUGAAAUUGCCCGCCUGAAACUUCGGAUUCAGCAGGCCGAGUGGAUGGAGAAGUACCGCGAUCUGCUUGGAGCAAAUCCGAUUUGGGAUCCCGACGUCAUUCCUUCUGGUGAUCGCGAUCCCACUGAAGAAGAGGAAGCAGAAGAGGUAUCCUUGGACUCGUUACGUGAAUUGUUGGAGCUUGGUGUUGGUCUUCCUCCUCAUCCCGUGUUGGAAAAAUCCCUUGCAAAACUACAAGGGUUACUUGAGAUGUCUGAGAAAAUUGAAGAUAAGGCAUCCAAUUUCCUGCAGGCUAAGCCAAGACUUCCUCUGUCCUCAGCCGAUAUGAUUAUCAAAGAAGUAGUUUUGCUACCAACUUACCUGCCCUCUGUCGCUGCCCUGAAGGAAGCUGCAAAGAAAGCUCGUGAUUGGAUGACUCGUCUAGAGGUUUUACAAAAGUUGGAGUACAGUCCAUAUCUGGAAGCACUCGAGAGUUUAAUGUCAAAAGCAAAGCCAAUUGCUAUUAAGCUAGAUUCGCUUGACGAACUCGAAAAUCAAAUUGCUGCAGCUCAUGCUUGGCGAGAAAGAACUGCUAAAACUUUCUUACGAAAGAAUUCAUACUACUCGUUGAUAGAAGUCCUUUCACCGAAGCUCGACGUGUUAGCUGUAACACGUUUCCGUCGCCGUCGACCCAAAGAAGAUCCUUUUAAUCCAGUUAACGUCACUCAUGUCAUCACUCUUGAAGCAGAGAAAAAAGAAGAUCCUCGUCUAAUUGUCGAGGCGUUCAAAGAGAGUGAAAGCAGUGAAUUAACCAGUUUCAAACGUAUACGAGUUCAAAACAUUCAGAAAAAAGUAAACGAUGAUCAGGGACUUGCCCACUAUUGCAUCUGCCAAGGCAAAGCACAAGGUGGAAUGAUUGAAUGUGCUCUAUGUAAGGAAUGGUUCCAUCUUUCGUGUCUACGAGGAGCGAAGCAACAAGGUCCAGGCGCCAAGAACAAAGCAAAUGGCGAAGGCAAUUUGAUUAGUGGAAUGAAAGAUGGACGCUAUCUCUGUGGUUACUGUUGCCGGUCGAGGCGACCUCGUCUUGAAACUAUUCUCUCAUUAUUGGUGUCCUUACAAAAACUACCGGUCAGAUUACCUGAAGGUGAAGCGCUUCAGUGUCUUACAGAAAGAGCCAUGAAUUGGCAGGAUCGAGCACGUCAGCUGCUCUCUACUGAAGAAUUAACGACUUGCCUGUCCCAGUUAUCGGCCUCAUUGCAACGUGCUACCGACGCUGCUGCCCGAAAGAAGGCGGACAAGACUAACCAGAAUGACGUUUCCAAAUUGUCGACAAGUGAACAUCGAGAUUUGUUCAGUGGCAGCGAAGAAUCUCAAGACAGCGAAUAUACGGCACGUGACAGUAUUCCGGAGGUCGUAGAACAACCUCCAGCGCUAAGCAACUCCGAGCACGCCUACUCAUCCUUUUCCAAAGAUGGUUCUGGCUGCACGACUUCCAGCAAGAAGAAUGUGCGUAAAUCACCUUUAGUUCCUCGGCAGCUUAAUUCUUCCGUGUGGGCUUCACCAUCAAACAUGUCAGCAACCUGUGCACAGAAUGUUCCUCUCCUUUCGCUCGCUUCACAAACUGUUGCUAAGCUUGAAGAUCUCAUUCUUGAGGGUGAUUCACUUGAAGUCUCACUCGACGAAACGAUCCAUAUAGGACGUAUUCUUCAGGCAAUUAAGGCUCCCUCAGAACCUCCUGUAAUGGCGCUUCUGUACUCCAAAGACGACGAACAGGAUUGUGAUCCUAAUGGGGAUUCCUUUUCUAAACGGAAGGUGCAAGGCAAGAAAAGGAGAUUGGAUUCAACAGGAGAUAAACAGCCGCCUAAGGGCCCCAAAGGUAAUAAGAACGCAAAGCAGAUGAAAGUGAACAAAAAACCAAGAAUGAUGAAGAAGGCCGAUGGCAAGAAAAGGCAAUCGACAAACGAGAGUGAAAAUGAAGAAGAUUGUGCUGCAGAUCAGUGUUUGAAGCCUACAGGCAAAGAAGUUAUUUGGGUGCAGUGUGAUGGAGGCUGUGAAAUGUGGUUUCACCUUAGAUGCGUUGGAUUACAAGCAAGGGACGUAAAAGCAAAUGAAGACUAUAUUUGCCGACGAUGUGCCGUCAAAAAUCCUGCGACAGUUGAUGUCGACAUAGUUGACAAGGACGAGUAAAAAUGAAAAGAAAAAUUUGCCCUCUGCAUUAUAUUUCACUCCUUGUGGCAUUCUUCUCAGACGUGGUAUGGUUUACAUAACCCCGGAAAGCAUACAAAAUCUCCAACUGACCAAUGUUGUAUAAAUGUCCACGAGAAGAAAUUUCCUUAAUACCAUUUCACAAUUAUAUUUUGGCUGCGGCUUGCUUCUAA